AUGCCUCCUUUAUCUCAAUAUGAAAUCGAGCGCGAAGCAAAUAUCGCAAGAAAUCGCGCUCUCCUAGAGCAACUUGAGCUCACCCAAGCGGUUGCUUCUCUUCCGUCGAAGGCGCCCAAGGCGGAGCCCAAGGCCAAACCUGUUCAGCCUUCAAAACGAAGCAAGGCGAGCAAGGAGGCUGAGGCACCUCGACGACAAUCUGCCCGCCUCCGGAGAGGGGCGGUGGAUCCUAAUGAAGCACCGUCACAGAAGAGGAAGCGAGAAGCGGAGGAGGAGGAGAGACUCGCAAAGGAAGCAGAAGAGCGUCUUGAAGCCGAGGAACGCGCUCGUGCGGCGAAGCGUCCGAGACACCAUGAUCUUGAUAUUCAGGCGUUGGUGGACGACUUGGGCGCGGAGGAUAUAUCGACAUUAACUGAAUCUCUCCAGGCUAUUACGAAGGAGGAAUACCCUCGGAGGGCCGCCGAUAUUCAUUCUUACGCAGACCUGGACGACGAACAGGAAGAGCGGGAAGUGGCUGAAUUGAGGAGUAAACUACGGGGUCUCAAAGUCGUCGCUCGAGCAAAAGUGACGGAAGACCGCGUUUACAGCGCAGUGUAUCACCCAGAACCUUCCAAGGACUUAAUAUUCUUUGGAGACAAACAUGGUCAACUUGGAAUCUGGGAUGCCAGAGCCGCGCCGGACGAGGUUGCAGACGAAGACGAUGAUGUAACGCCAACGAAUAAAGAAAGCGGAAAGUACUGGCGAUUGCAGCUUCAUUGGCCCGCUACAUCGAAGUCUUCCAUAUCAUGUCUCAAGCUUAAUCCGGUCAAUUCUCAUAGCCUCUACAGUACUUCGUAUGAUUGUACUAUUCGUAAUCUCUCUUUCGGCUCGGGCGCGUCUACAGAAGUAUUUUCGACGACCGACAACACCUUAAUUUCGAGCAUCGAUCUCACCCCGACAGGUGCAGAUAUGUGGAUCUCUGAUGCACUUGGAGGAGUCACUCACUUAGACUUACGUGAGGAUAAGUCUAAGGCUCGAUGGUAUGGUCUUUCAGAUCAGAAGAUCGGUUCACUCAGCUUGAACCCAACGCAACCCAAUUUCAUGGUCACCGCUUCGAAUAGUCGAGCCCUGAGGUUAGUUGACAUCCGUCUUGAUGCACCUAUAACACCUCCACCAUCAUCGCCCGGCGCCCCAGAAGACGGGAACUCUGUGGGCACAGACGAAACGUUGAUUUUCGACUCGGCGACAGUGUCGGAAUACACACAAACCAAACGAGGCGAAGGGUGUUUACGGGGAGAAUGGAGACACGACAAGUCAGUGAGCUCGGCCUACUGGGACCCACGAGGUCGUUCUAUUGUUAGCACAAGCUAUGAUGACACCCUACGACUCUGGGAUUUCAAUCCGUCUUGCUUCGCAAAGAAUUCGUCGUUCCCAUCAGCACGCCCGUUCAGUCGCCUUCGGCAUAAUUGCCAAACAGGGCGGUGGCUGACGAUUCUCCGUGCGCAAUGGACACCUAACCCCGAUGUCUACCCUCACUUCACAAUCGGCAAUAUGGAUCACUCCUUGGACAUCUUCACAUGCAAGGGCGAUUUGAUUACCAGGCUGUCCGAUCCCAAGAGGAUUACGGCUGUCCAAGCUGUUACUUGUUCGCAUCCAAAUGUCCUGGAACGAGCAGCCAGUGGCAAUGGUAGCGGGCGCUGUGUGCUUUGGGCACCUGCUUAA
Pleurotus ostreatus (oyster mushroom) is the source of this 1701-nucleotide messenger RNA. RefSeq lists its product as uncharacterized. The coding region runs from base 1 to 1701 and encodes 566 amino acids. Lineage: Eukaryota; Fungi; Basidiomycota; Agaricomycetes; Agaricales; Pleurotaceae. Gene Ontology annotation, molecular function: protein binding; DNA binding. Gene Ontology annotation, cellular component: nucleus. The record is from RefSeq and is a predicted model, not a curated record. The transcript is spliced from 11 exons. Gene Ontology annotation, biological process: regulation of DNA damage checkpoint.